GUUGUACAAAGGAAAAAUAAGUGUAAACAACAUCCAAUAAACAUCGUCAUUGUCUGCUGAAAAAAGGAAUCGCUGCAAUUUUGUACCUCUUAUUUGCCAUUAUUCAUCUUCAAUUUCCUUUUGCCCACGCAAUAUGUUUCAGUUCAAUGGGUUCAACAUGAUGUUUCCGGACCAUUCACGCCCGUUCAAUACGACGUAUAAAUGCUACUCAGUCUCGAUGCUGCCAGGCAACGAGCGACAGGAUGUAGAAAAUGGAGGCAAAAUUAUUAUGCCUCCUUCGGCCCUGGACCAGUUGACGAGGUUGAAUGUGGUGUAUCCGAUGUUGUUUAAGAUCACGAACGGCUCGAUCAAUCGUAGUACACAUGCGGGUGUGCUGGAGUUCGUGGCGGAUGAAGGUAAAAUCUACAUGCCCUACUGGAUGAUGCACAAUCUGGCGUUGGAGCAGGGUGAUAUAGUUGAGAUCGAGAGCGUCUCUAUACCAGUCGCAACGUAUUCGAAGUUUCAGCCGCAGAGCGUAGAAUUCUUGGAUAUUACAAACCCAAAAGCGGUGCUCGAGAAUUGUCUGCGAAAUUUUGCUUGUCUGACGACUGGUGAUCUCAUUGCGAUAAAUUAUAACAACACAACGUAUGAACUGUCGGUGUUGGAGACAAAACCUGGCCCAGCCGUAACAAUCAUUGAAUGUGAUAUGAAUGUCGAGUUUGCCCCACCGAUUGGUUAUACAGAACCGGAACGAAGGGAAAAAGAGGAAGAACCAAUGACGAUCGACCCGACGGAGUUAAUGCCGGAACCAACGGGAUUCGUUGCGUUCAAAGGCGAGGGUACUAGAUUGGAUGGUAAGAAGAAGAAAGACAACGGAACGAAUGAUGUUCCUCCAGUGCAGCGGCAAGCAUACAUACGAGGCAUCCCUGAUUAUGAUUAUCCGUAUGGAUUGCUAAGGUUUGAUCGCAGCAUGCGAAAAAUGGAUCAAGACGAGCCGAAAUCGGAAGACAGCAAAUUCCAAGAAUUUCAAGGUGAAGGGUGCAGUUUGAAGAAGAAUCGAAAAUAGACAUGUGCGAUCUCCAGUAAAUCAAUGAAGCACUGUCCCAACGUGUGUUGUCGUACGUUCUUUCGUGUGUUAUAAACUUUAUAUUUCUGUCUCUUCAUAACUGAAGUUAUAAAUUCCUGUCGUAGAUAAAAUUAUGAACUUAAUGACAUUCGCGAUUAGCUUGUUUGAUGGUGAAAUUCCUCAGGACAGAUUUCCUCCUUGUAAUACGGUUCAAUGUGGGAUUCGAAUGAAUUAAUACACGUUUCGCUUAUACCACGUUUUA
This is a messenger RNA of Anopheles funestus (African malaria mosquito), 1307 nucleotides long. It is a transcript of the gene Ufd1-like, whose product is annotated as ubiquitin fusion degradation protein 1 homolog. Gene Ontology annotation, molecular function: polyubiquitin modification-dependent protein binding. The record is from RefSeq and is a predicted model, not a curated record. Lineage: Eukaryota; Metazoa; Arthropoda; Insecta; Diptera; Culicidae. Gene Ontology annotation, cellular component: VCP-NPL4-UFD1 AAA ATPase complex. The coding region runs from base 134 to 1045 and encodes 303 amino acids. The transcript is spliced from 2 exons.